GAAAGUCGUUUCUCGAGGUCACAUGGUGGGUCUGCGCAGCCGCCUGCUCGCCAGCUGAGCUUCUGUUCAAUGUUCGGCGUACGCUCGAACGGUGCGGUGGUGUGGGUGCCGUGUCGUUGCCUGUAUCCCGACAAUGGUGGUGGUGGUGUGACGCUUCGCUGAUGCCCGCUUCUUCGUGCGGAUAGUCUCACACAUUCGCAGUGUUCGCUGACAAGCCGCCGCCGCUUCUUUGGCAAGAAUGAACGCGACCGACCACGGUUCCUCGAGAGCGGGAGAGACAAGCAAAUGAAACGAAAAAUGAGCGUAAUAAACCUUGGUUGGUUUGGCGUUUGGUGUGGGGAAGGGGGAAUGACGGAAAUAAAAGAAUUAAAACACGAAAAGGAACUGAAUGGCGCAGCCCCUCUCAAUUCUUCCUGGAAAUCACUACUGCAGCAAGAAACAAGGCAUCGGCCCUUGUAGCCAUCUCUGGGGUCACGCGGUGUUUUUCCACGGGCCCUCCUCCUUCCACUGUGGCGGCGUCAAGCGGUCUGCUGCGUAGGCGUCCCCCACGGCAACCCGCAAAGAAAAGGGAGUGAUGGUGGUGCACAUGGCCAGUGGGGGCCGUGAGGACACAGAAGCGGUGCUGCUGCCAUUCACUCACCAGGUGGGAGGCCACAGCCGCAUGCUCCUGCUGGACCCUGGCACCCUUUGCAAGCCGCUCAUCCCGAGGGAGCUGCACUUCUAUCUGCACGUGCCGCGCGAGAUGCGACCCUUCGUUCCCGCCUACAAGGGCGUCAUUCAGGUUCACCACGGGCAUGCCAGCGAGGAUGAGGAUGAUGAGGACGACGAGUCAUGGUGCCCGAGAAAGACCUCUGGAAGUGAAGCCUCGCAGUUUAGGGUGCAAAUCUGCAGCUGCAACGAGGAACGCCUGCUGCUGCGUGAAGCUUCGUCUUGGAGUGGAAGUCAAUACCUGCUGCUGUUGGAGAACGUGGUGUCGCACUUUCGUCGGCCGUGCAUUCUGGACUUGAAGAUGGGCACGCGGCAGCACGGGGACGACGCCUCCGAGGAGAAGCGCCAUCGCCAGAUGGCCAAGUGCGCCGCUAGCACCUCUGCUUCGUUAGGUGUCCGCAUCUGCGGCAUGCAGGUGUACCAGUCGGGCAGCUUCGUGUGCCGGGACAAGUACUACGGCCGGCGGCUGGACGACCGGGGCCUGCGCCACUGUCUGCGGCAGUUCUUCCACGAUGGCUACCGACUGCGUGCCGACCUGGUGGCGCUAGUCACACAGCGAUUGCAAUCGCUGCGUCGGGCCGUUGAGCGCCAGAACUCCUUCCGCUUCUAUUCAUCCUCGCUGCUCGUCAUCUACGAGGGCACUUCUCCGACGUCUUCGCACGAAGACGUGAGGCCUCCUAGCAGCACGGCAGGGACUUCCGUGGAGUCGGAAGAGGACGACACGCCGUCUCCGCCGCGUGUGGACGUGCGGAUGAUUGACUUUGCGCACACGACACACGAGGGCUACGAGGGUGACACCACGCGACACUGUGGGCCAGAUGCGGGUUAUCUGCUUGGACUGGACAAUCUGGUGCGGUUGCUGAGCGAGGUGCAGGUAUCGGCUGUUGACAAGUAGAUCGGACACUCGUUUGUUGUGCCACUUCGACGCUCGCUUGCCCUUUGCAAAAUGUGGCAGCGUUGCCAUACCAGUGACUGACUGCAUUUCUAAAUGCCACGAGAGUGAGCGAGAGAUAGAAUUUCUGUAUAUAUACGCAUAUAUAUAUAACAGCCCUGCCAGUUGCCGGCGAGGGGCCUUACCUCACUGCCAGCUUUCACGUCUUUGACUGUGGACAGGCUGGGUGAAGACAUUGCUGAUGGUACAAUGCAUUGCAAACUGUAUCUUUUUUUGUACACCUACACUGCUGUGCAUAACAGAUACAGUGGUGUUGGCACUGCUUUUGUGGCUGUCGUCUCGUGGGUUCAUUACAAUGUUGACAAUGGGCAUCUUUGCCUCAGUGAUGCAGAUUUAGUUUCUCUUUCUAUUUAAAAAAUUUUUUUUCUGUGCCUAAUUGACAGAACUGGUCAGAACCUGCAAUCAUUACUUGAUGAAAUGAAGGCAGCUGAAGAGUUUCUUCUUACACGAACACUGCCCAAAUCCCUCAUCUGUAUCAUACCAGACCUUCUGUGUUGGCUUUACAACUUCAGUCGUCACCUGUGAUGUAAACAGCCACCUUUGUUUUGCAUUCUAGUGGUUUUCUCGUGGGUCAUGCAGCAUGGACACUGGUAGCACUGUGGCCGAAGUUGAGGUCGCCUUGUUUCGCUCUUGGUUUAGUGGUCUAACCAGAAGCAUUGUGGGUUUCCAGCCUAGCGACAAGACCCGGUCGCUAAGCUGGAACUCCACACCUGGUUGUAGCUCUGACGCAAAAAACAAGAUGUUGCAGUUAAUGCAUGCUUUAUAUAAUAUACGGCACUCUGAAAUUGGACAACACUGUUGUCUGAAAUUGUGAAAUGCUCUUUAAGGGGGAAGUUUAAAAAGUUGUGGCUAUGCCAUCCAAGUGGGUUCUUGUUGGCUGCUCGUGUCCAACAUUCAGCUCGGAUGUGCAUGGAACUCAGAAGCGUGGCAGUUUGGGCUAGUUGGUAUGGCAUGAAGAUUGUCAUAGUGCGAGCUCAGAACGACAACAAAGGGACAAGAAGACGGACAAAAUGAUGAUGAAAGAAACAAAUACCAUGCUCUCAUAUUUUGUCUUCUUGUUCCUUUGUCAUCAUUCUGAUUUCCCACUAUAACAAUUGUCAUGUGUAUGGAGUCUUUUCUAGGAAAUUUUCGGCUGUUGACAAUUGUGUAGAGUGGGUUUCCUUAAGCAUUAACAGCAGUUUUUAAGCGGCAUGAGAACAUAUUCAUUUCUUUUUACUAUUAUUCUGUCCUUGUUGCAUGAAAAAAAGAGAGGGGCCUGCAAUAAGCAGUAUCCAUUUAUAGCACAACGAAAUUUCACCGACGAAUCAAAGAUUGUGCAUUGGCGCAGUGCCCUGUUGAUUUGGCGUGUGCUUUUUAUGUGGCCUUGCGGAUCUGGGCAUACUGCGUACUGCUGUUCUCCACUCCGUGAAUGUUGUAUACAUUGGUAUCCAUUUGUUGUUUCACCGAGACUUUAUGCUUGGGAGGUCAUUAUUUUGGCUCUGUUUGUUUGCUUGCUCGAAGAUCAGAAAGCUUAACAUGGCACACUCGCACGGCAAGGAAUUUGUUGGCUUGUUGUUAGCACUGCUGUAAUAUUGAAGCGCAUCGAAGAAACUCGCUACGCGUUUGUCUUUAAGACUGUAUGCAGUGUUACUCUGUAGAAUGUGCACGAGGUCAUACAUGUACAAGAAGUGGGCUUAAUUUUUUUUUUGUUGCGAAGUAGGCAAAUAAAUACGUCACAUUACAGCAUCCAUUUCGCUGUAUCACUGGUUUGAACAAAAGUUACAUUGGCAAUGCACUUUUCCUCUAAUUGGCUCCUACAAUGCACAGUUUUACCGGUCAGUUGCACAACGUCCAAUUUUUGCAUUUUAGGGAUGGGGUGCAAGCGAGCAAGGCUAUUGUAUCUUGCCAAACAGUGUUGCCACCGGGACAUGCCUCAGCAUAGUUUCUAGUGAGCAUUUUGUACCUUUGUUCACAGUGUACCAUUGCUCGCUGUUUUGGUAGCAAUGCAAAUAUAACCCCCUUAAUAACAAAGAUAAGUGAAGCUAUGUUCUGUAACUCGGUGUGCCAAAAACAUGUUCCAAGUUGUCAUUAAAAAUGUCUGUGACUGCUGUUUAACAAAUUAUUCAACAAGUUCAACAAACAAGUUCAUGUCAUAGUGUUGCACGAAUUCAGCUACACAAUAGUGUGGCUUAUCUUGAGACCAAAGCCCAAACUUAGGUCUUGCAACUUCAUUGUGUAUUGCUUUACGUGAUGGUUGUGUGGAUAGCACAGAUUUGACUUAGGGAAUAGACCUUAGGGUAUCUGCAAGGGAGAGUUGGUGUUUGCUGAACAUCGUAGUAGCACAACAUUCGAAAAUGAAAGGAGACAGAACAAACAGUAUUUUUUUCCUUCCCUUCUGUUUCCUUCUGUUCUCGAUUUUUGCACUACUCCAAAAUGUUUCUCUUCUUUUCUUCUUGUAUUGAAUCGCCGCUGUGCAAACGACAUUGUUUAGUAAAGUUGUCGCAAUGCGGAGGCGUCCUGCUUUUUGCGCAAGAUUUCGUUAUCGUGGUAAACCGGAUGCAAAGCUUAAUUUCGAUUAAUAAAAUAGCAGUCGGAGAAAUGCAGAGUUGGAAAAAGCGAUGGAAUGCAAGCACCCAUUUGGUUUAUGGAUUAUCCCCGGUGUUCAACCAAUGCUGGUUUUUCAGCUGAUGAGUGUCAGCUAUGUAAAACUUUCAUUGUCAAUAUUCUUGUUGUGAGGCUCGUGAAUUUUCUCUGCCUCCUGCUAUUCAGCCAAGUUGUGCUCGGUUAUCUGUCACAUGUGCAAAACUAAAUGCCAUGGCAGCUUUACAAGAUAUGUUUGCAUGUGCUGAAGAAAAUCACAGAAGGACUUUACGUUAUAUCCCGAGGACAAAGGUGUUUCACGUUUGAUGUGUAUGUUGUAUAUUUAUGGACCUAUCUGAUCUUCAUUUAGGGCUUCCACUGUGUGGAAACAUUUUUUCGUGGUUGUCAACUGUUGGUUAGAUGUGGAGUUGAGAAACUAUUUUUUUGGUGCAAGUUUUCGAUGCUGCUCGUGAUCUAUUAACGUCGCUUACCUUUGUUUUCUGCUGGACUUGUUGUGGUGUUUCUUCCGAUGUGUGUCUUGUGUUUCGAUGCUGCAAAUUUUGUGCGUUCUUUUAUAUUGGGUGUUGUCAAUAGUGGCGUUGUGGUGGAGUGUGCAAGCAUUGUGGCCUCGACCGAGCAAUAGCGCAUCGCAAGAUUCUCGUCUCAACAGCGGUCAACUGCCUGAACUAAUGAAUGCCGCUCCUCCUCUGGACUGCGUGCUGCGUUGUGCCACUGGCCUCACGGCUGUGUGAUCAGGAAGUUGCGAAAAAGUGAUGAGCCGAACACUAUGCAUUACUCACGUUGUGGUUGUUGUAUCUCAUUAUAUAGUUUUAAACUAAAUUUGGGAAGACCUCCGAA
Molecule: messenger RNA, 5077 nt
Organism: Rhipicephalus microplus (southern cattle tick)
Lineage: Eukaryota; Metazoa; Arthropoda; Arachnida; Ixodida; Ixodidae
Product: inositol hexakisphosphate kinase 1-like
Biological process (GO): inositol phosphate biosynthetic process; phosphatidylinositol phosphate biosynthetic process
Cellular component (GO): nucleus; cytoplasm
Molecular function (GO): inositol hexakisphosphate kinase activity
Source: RefSeq, a predicted model, not a curated record